AUGACGGAGCCAAGAGUGAGCGUCCGCGGAGGCCGCACCGCCCGCAGCACCGACGUCCGCAAGACCCGGUCGCCGGUCGUCGCCACCCAACCGCCGCCUACGGAGCGCCGAGGGCAACGUCGCAGAGACGAUGACGUCGUCGUCACUGUCACCGAAGAACAGGAGGCCGGGAACGAGGCCGGUCCCGAGGGCGUCCCCGAGACACCCGUCGUAGCGACGGCAGCGCCUUCUCCCUCCGCUCCCGUCCCGCAGCAGCAGCAGCAGCAGCAGCAACAGCAGCAGCAACAGCAGCAGCAACGCAGGGUGCGCAAGCAGGCAAUGCGCAUCGCCCACCGCCUACGGCAGCAACAGGAACGCCGAGACGCGGCUCUCCCCCGCGUCGUCGAGGCGGGUUUCGGUGACCGACCCCCGCCUGGCGAGUCUUCCUCGAGCGCCCCAGGCUUCACGUGGGUGCUGUCCUCACUGGCUGGUGCCUUCGUAACUGUCUCCGUUCUCAUAGGCGUGGUCGGCUUCUUCGUCGUCAACAUUCACUCGGGCUGGUCUGCAGCGGUCAGCGCGACCGGCAGCGGCCGCACGUCGGUUGUGUGCUACUGGAACUCCUCCAGCCUGCUGCGGGCGGCACCCAAGGACUACGACCUGGGAAAGCUGUGCGCCCACUGCUGCACCCACCUCGUCUACAUGACCGCCCAGCUGAGCCCCGACGGAGAGCAGCUGCGGUUCCCCGAGGACGACACCGGGCUCAAGUCGGUGCGCGACAUGGACGCGUUGAAGACGAGCCACCCGCAGCUGAAGCUCGUGCUCUCCCUGCGGCUGGAGGGAUCCGGGGUGCACAACCUGACCGUCGGCGCGGAGGCGCCGUCCAGGCGCUCCCACCUUGCCGAACGCGUGGGCCACUGGCUGUCCGAGUUCAACUUCGACGGCGUCGAGAUCGACUGGGACCGGCUGCCGGUCGACCUCAAGCCCGUCUACGUGGACUUCGUCAGGGCGAUGCGUAUCGCGAUGAAGAAGGUCCGCAUGCUGACCCUAGUGAGCGUCCACAUGAAGUGGGGGCCUUCGUACGACGUAGAAGCCCUACACGGCUUGAGCGACCUGCUGAUCGUACACGCGUACUCCAAGGAGGAGGCCCCCAAGACCGCCGUACCGCCGAUCAUCUUCAAGGAAGACCUGGUGGAGGCGUGCGAGGCGUUUCUGGGAGAGCUACGCUCGCGACAACGGGUGGCCCUGGCGUUGCCGCUGUUCGGUUACGCCUACCGGUUGCGAAAUAGCGCGCGGUACGAGCUGCACGCCGCCGUCCGGGGUCCCGCGCCUCCGGGACCGUUCACCGACGAGCGGGGUCUACUCGCCUAUUUCGAGAUCUGCCUAGAGUUCAGCUCCGACUUGUGGGUCUCGCUGUACGACAAGGAAGCCGACUGCAAGAUCGCCGUCAACAGGGACAAGGGACAGUGGAUCGGAUACGACAACAAGGCCACUAUUCUCAACAAGGUGCUGUUCGCCAAGCGCAUGCGUAUGGGCGGCAUCGCCGUGGUGACCGUCGACAUGGACGAUUACAACGGCGACUGCGGUCAGCGCAAUGUGCUGCUCGGUCAGCUGCACAACGCGCUCAACGAACUUGACCGGCCAAUCAAGCGGCUGUCGGCCAACCUCAGCCUGCCUCCGCAGGCGGCGACCACUCGCGUCGCCGGGGCACAGCAAGGGGACCGCGGGGACCGUCUGACGUCCGCUACACCUGGCGGACGUCGCCAAGCCUAACGCGGACAUCGCUAAGCCUAACGCCUCCAAAUGCGGGGCUGCCGGGAAAUCGCCCACGUUUAUUGCGAGUGCUUCCGGGCAAGAAAACACGUGCGAAGAAUGUGCAUGAAUUAAAACGAACCUAUGGCGUACUACGACUUAUGCCACACAAA
Molecule: messenger RNA, 1901 nt
Organism: Dermacentor andersoni
Lineage: Eukaryota; Metazoa; Arthropoda; Arachnida; Ixodida; Ixodidae
Product: chitinase-3-like protein 1
Biological process (GO): chitin catabolic process; carbohydrate metabolic process
Cellular component (GO): extracellular region
Molecular function (GO): chitin binding; chitinase activity
Source: RefSeq, a predicted model, not a curated record